CUAUCAAAUAAAGAUGUAACAAGGGUGACAAGGCACCACCACCUUUCUUUUCCACUGGUUUAUGCACACUAUUCUUCCCAUUUUCAUGUCACCAAAACCCUCUCAUUUUCAAUGUCUACAUCCUUAAAACAACACCACCACCACCACCAUUCCAACACUCACUCACCACAACCCAAAAUGGACCCAAUACCCAAAACCCACAACCAAGAUUUGAACUUGAAAGCCACCGAGUUAAGACUCGGUCUGCCUGGUUCUGAGUCACCUGAAAGAACCACUAUUGGUGGUGCCAAGAACCCUAAUUUGGUCUCAGGAGCCAAAAGGGGUUUCUCAGAUACCAUUAAUUUUGUUAAAAAUGGUGCCUUUUUGGCUGAAAACAAGAAUAAUACUUCUGGGAAAGAUACUGCUGUUUCAUCUUCACCUAAAGUUCCUGUUGCUGCUUCAAAGGCACAAGUUGUGGGAUGGCCUCCAAUUCGGUCUUUUCGAAAGAAUUCAAUGGCUGCUAAAAACACGAAGAACGAAGAUGACCCGAAUGCCGAAAUCGGAUCAUGUGUUUAUGUGAAAGUUAGUAUGGAUGGAGCUCCAUAUUUGAGGAAAGUGGAUCUUAAGAUCUAUUCAAGUUAUCAGGAUCUUUCUUUGGCUUUAGAGAAAAUGUUUAGUAGCUUCACCCUUGGUCAAUACGGUACUCACGGGUCGAGUGAAAACCCAUUGAUGAAUCUUCUGAACGGUUCUGAAUAUGUACUAACUUACGAAGACAAAGAUGGUGACUUGAUGCUCGUUGGAGAUGUUCCCUGGGAUAUGUUUACUGGAACUUGUAAGAGGAUGCGGAUCAUGAAGAGUUCAGAUGCAAUCGGCUUAGCCCCUCGAGUCGCAGACAAAUGCAAAAGCGGUAACUAGUCGCAAACAUUCAAUCUGACGACCCGACACUUGGAUUUCUAUAGUUUUCAUCUUAUGAUUCUUGUGAAGUGAUAAUGUUCAUUUUAUUCCAUUUUUCAUUUUGUGUGUCCCAUUUUUAGGCUUAUGGGGGCAUAGACACUUAUAUAUAUAUAUAUUAUAUAUAAAAAGAUAUAAAUAUGUACCCUAGAUAUGUAAUUGUUAAUAUGGAUGUUUUAGCAUAAGCUACUACUUGUACCUUGUGCUUGUUUGUGUGUACUCUAGAUUUUGCAAAAUCCCAUUGUUAGAUUCCACAUGUGUUUGUUGUACUCAUUUA
Molecule: messenger RNA, 1207 nt
Organism: Helianthus annuus (common sunflower)
Lineage: Eukaryota; Viridiplantae; Streptophyta; Magnoliopsida; Asterales; Asteraceae
Product: auxin-responsive protein IAA14
Exons: 5
Coding region: 112-894 (260 amino acids)
Biological process (GO): regulation of DNA-templated transcription
Cellular component (GO): nucleus
Molecular function (GO): protein binding
Source: RefSeq, a predicted model, not a curated record